This is a messenger RNA of Anopheles nili, 1419 nucleotides long. Its product is annotated as photoreceptor-specific nuclear receptor-like. Gene Ontology annotation, molecular function: zinc ion binding; nuclear receptor activity; RNA polymerase II cis-regulatory region sequence-specific DNA binding. The record is from RefSeq and is a predicted model, not a curated record. Bases 1 to 1419 code for a protein of 472 amino acids. Gene Ontology annotation, biological process: anatomical structure development; regulation of transcription by RNA polymerase II; cell differentiation. Lineage: Eukaryota; Metazoa; Arthropoda; Insecta; Diptera; Culicidae. The transcript is spliced from 4 exons.
AUGAACGACAUCCCAACGGGGGGGAAAAUGUCCACAAACGGUGGAGCCGGUGUCCUGUGUAAGGUGUGUGGCGAUCGGGCCUCGGGCAAACACUACGGUGUGCCAUCCUGCGACGGUUGCCGCGGUUUCUUCAAACGCAGCAUCCGAAGGAACCUCGAGUACGUGUGCAAGGAGGGCGGCAAGUGUGUGGUGGACGUCUCACGCCGCAACCAAUGCCAGGCGUGCCGGUUCGCCAAGUGUCUGCAGGCGAACAUGCGCCGGGAAGCCGUCCAACAUGAACGAGCCCCUCGGAACUGCACGCCUCUGACCGCCGCCGUCACCGGAUUGGCCACCCAUGGUGACUACUACGGACCUCGAUCGUCCUUUGCGUUGCCUCAGGCCAGCCUGUUCUUUCCGUUGCCGCUCCACAUCACGGCUGCGGCCGCAUCCGGCCCAUUUGGGCCUCUCGCUGAUCCUGGCCGAUUUCUCGCACCCUAUCCAGGCCCACCUUUAUCUGCGGGCUCUACGACGGCCGCCUUCGAGCAUUUCCCACCACCACCACCACCACCACCACCGUCAGCAUGCACGACUUCCGGGACGACGGCAUCCUCGGGAGUCCUCGUGGAGAUGGGCUCCAAAGGCGCAUCAAGCUUAGCACUGGCCGACGGUGGCCACCAGACUCUGACCGAGUCCAUGUUCAAUAGCAUCACCGGAGAGUCACUUGGUCUGCCGGCGCCCCCACCAAUGCACUCGAUCAGCUCAAUUUUGAGCCUUAGCUCGGCCAGGGAGAACGAGGUUAGCAGCACGGGCCAAGAAAGUCCGCCCCAGCGACGCCAACAGCAGCAGCAGUCGGUCCAGCACCACGCACAGUUGCUGCUACAUCCGAUUGCUGGUACGGCAGGACUCGCGGCCCGAAGCGAGACGGACAUGCUGCUCGAAUCGGCCGCCAAGCUGCUGUUCCUGGCGGUCAAGUGGGCCAAAACGGUGCCCUCGUUCCUGCAGCUGCCCGCCGGUGACCAGAAGCUGCUGCUCGAGGAAGCCUGGGCCGAACUGUUCGUCAUCACGGCCGCCCAGUGGGGUCUGCCCAUUGACAACGAAUUCAUCGCACGGAACCCGCUGGCGGUGAAGUUGCAGAGCGCCAUCCAGCAGUUUGGGGCAACACGGGUCGACUAUCGAGAGGCGGCCUGCCUGAAAGCCUUGGUGCUGUUCCGUCCCGACCAACCCCGGUUGUACGCGGCUCACGAGGUGCUGUUGCUGCAAGAUCAAACGGUGGCUCUGCUGCAUGAGAAGUGCGGCGGUGUCCGGCUCGGCCAUCUGCUGCUGCUGUUACCAGCCAUCAAAGCGGCGGCCAACGCCAAGGUGCUGCAGGAGAUGCUGUUUCGCAAGACGGUCGGCGAAGUGGCGAUCGAGCGGUUGCUGCUUGAUCUGAUGAAGACAUAA